CACGUUAGGCCUCCACUUUCUUUUUCCAACUUUUAAAAAACCCCGCCUAUCGCACACAGCUUCAAAAAGAGAAGCUCAACGCCAACUUCCCCUUUCAUUCCAGACCCCAUAAGACACAUUCCCAAAUUUUCAUCAAAAGCAAAAGUGAAAAAGAUCAGUCCACCCCACCAAGCUAAAAAAAAAAAGCAUCCCAAAAAGCAAAAUCAGAUUGUCAACAACAAUUUAAUAGCAGCAUGUAUAUACACCAAAGAUCCCAUUUUUAUACUUCCAUGCUCAUGCAUCUCAGUUCUUGCUCUGCUUGGCUUUCCCAAGAACAAUGGCAGAGAUUGUUCCUGCAGAUCCGAGCACUAGUAAUUCUGCAAGUACUAGCAGCAGAAGAGUAUAUACGACAACUAAUACAAGACCCUUUACAAGAUUAAUCACUUCUGGGCGUGAUCAUGUGGUUGAGCCCUUUGACAGUGAGAAAUUGCCGGUCACUUUGGUUUCAGAGAUCCAAAAAUUUCUUCGUGUUGCUAAUCAGAUAGAACUUGAAGAGCCUCGCGUGGCUUAUCUUUGCCGUUUUCACGCAUUUGAAGUGGCACAUAACUUGGACAGAAAUUCCAGUGGUCGAGGAGUACGGCAAUUCAAGACUUCUCUGCUUCAGAGUCUUGAGCAGGAUGAAGAAAUUACAAUCAGGAAGAGGAAGGAAAAGAGUGACAUACGUGAACUUAGACGUGUUUACCGUGAGUACAAGGACUUCAUCAUCAAGCACAGUGGAGACAGUAAUUUGCAAAACAGCGAAAAAAUGAUAAAAGCCCGAGCUAUUGCUUCAGCUUUAUUCGAAGUGUUAAAUACAGUUACUACUGCAGCCGGUCCACAGGUCCUUGCCGAGAGCGAGGGCAUUAAUGCAAAAUCUGAACUGUAUGUCCCUUAUAAUAUUCUCCCUCUGGAUCAAGGAGGUGCCAGUCAAGCAAUCAUGCAGCUGCCCGAGAUCAAGGCUGCAGUUGCUGCUUUUCGUAAGGUUCGCGGUUUGCCAUUUGUUGAAGAUUUUAGUAGAAGGGUAGUUUGCCUGGAUUUGUUCGAUUGGCUCCAGUUUUGCUUUGGAUUUCAGGAAGGAAAUGUUGCAAACCAAAGGGAGCAUUUGAUCCUGCUCCUUGCUAACACUCACAUACGGAAAAGUCAUAAGGAGACAUCAGUCUCCAAGUUAGGUGAUGGAGCUUUGGACGAACUGAUGAAGAAGUUUUUCAAAAAUUAUACAGAUUGGUGCAAAUUUCUGGGGAGAAAAAGCAAUAUACAGUUGCCAUAUCUGAAGGAGGAAGCCCAACAAUAUAAACUUCUUUAUAUUGGACUUUAUCUUCUAAUAUGGGGAGAGGCUGCAAACUUAAGAUUUAUGCCAGAGUGCCUCUGCUAUAUAUUUCACCAUAUGGCAUAUGAACUACAUAGCUUGCUAGUUGGUGCUGUAAGCAUGGAAACUGGAGAACGGAUUAUGCCAGUGUAUGGAGGAGGAUCUGAGUCUUUUCUUAAUAAUGUAGUCUUUCAUCUAUAUAAAGUCAUACAUGAGGAAGCUAUGAAAAACAGAAAUGGAACAACUGACCAUUCUUCAUGGAGGAACUAUGAUGACUUGAAUGAGUUUUUCUGGUCUGAGGAUUGUUUUCAAAUAGGUUGGCCUAUGCGUCUGGAACAUGAUUUUUUCUGUAUAGACCCUUCCAGUGAUAGCAAAACAAAAAAGCCUCGGCAAUCAGUCAGGACUAAUGAAGACAAGAAGAGUCCUAAUGAAGAUGAAGAAAUGGAGGACAUCCCCAAUGAAGGACACGAAGUGCGGGAGGGAAAAUGGCUAGGAAAGACAAAUUUUGUGGAGAUUCGCUCAUUUUGGCAAAUCUUCAGAAGUUUUGAUAGAAUGUGGAGUUUCUUAAUUUUAUGCCUUCAGGCAAUGAUAAUCAUGGCAUCGCAUGAUUUAGAAUCUCCACUUGAAGUGUUUGACGCAACAGUUCUUGAGGACGUAAUGAGCAUCUUCAUCACAUCAGCAGCUCUCAAACUUAUACGAGCUAUUCUUGACAUUGUCUUCACAUGGAAAGCAAGGAACACAAUCGAUUCCUAUAAAAUCAGAAGAAAUGUGCUGAAGGUGUUGGUCCCAAUGAUAUGGACUAUCACACUACCUAUAUAUUAUAUCAAUCAUAGAGGGAAAUAUACUUGUUAUUCUACACAGAGCCAGAGCUGGCUUGGAGAGUGGUGCUAUUCCUCCUAUAUGGUCGCAGUUGCAUUCUAUUUGAUGACUAAUGCAUUUGAUAUGGUCCUAUUCCUUGUGCCUGUGGUUGGGAAGUAUAUUGAGACCUCAAACUCUCGAAUAUGCACAAUGUUGUCAUGGUGGAGACAGCCUAGGUUGUACGUUGGACGUGGAAUGCAAGAGACCCAACUUUCCCAGUUCAAGUAUACUAUGUUUUGGGUGCUUCUAAUGCUAAGCAAGGUCAUAUUCAGUUACCAAUUUGAGUGCAAUGGUGGGAGUAUUAAUUUCUUCCCGACUGUCCAGAUUAAACCUCUUAUAUCACCCACUAGACAGAUCAUGAGGAUUGGCAUAAAGAACUAUGAUUGGCAUGAGCUCUUUCCCAAAGUCAAGAGUAAUGCUGGUGCAAUUGCUGCUAUUUGGGCUCCUAUUAUACUUGUCUAUUUCAUGGAUGCACAAAUAUGGUACUCUGUCUAUUGUUCCAUAUUUGGUGGAGUUUAUGGAAUUCUUCACCAUCUUGGUGAGAUUAGGACACUGGGAAUGCUGAGAAUUAGAUUUCACUCUUUGCCAGAUGCAUUCAGUGCAUAUCUUAUACCACACAAGGAGAAAGAUAAUAAGGAAGGAAUCAGUAAGUGGUUCCUCUGCCUGAGAGAAAAGGCUUUCGAAAAGAACAGUAUUGUGAAAUUCGUUGUCCUAUGGAACCAAAUUAUUAGUAGCUUUCGUGAAGAGGACCUCAUAAGUAACAGGGAAAUGCAUUUGAUGAAAAUGCCUUUGUCAUCAGAACUGUUCUCAGGCCAAAUUCGUUGGCCUGUUUUCCUUCUGGCAAAUAAGUUCUCAACUGCAUUGAGUAUUGCAAGAGAUUUUUCGGGAAAGGAUGCUGAUCUUUUGAGAAAGAUUAAAAGAGAUGACUACAUGUACUUGGUAGUAACUGAAUGUUACGACUCGCUGAAGUACAUUCUUGAAAUCCUUGUAGUUGGGGAUUUUGAACAAAGGAUUAUAUCUGGAAUAUUGGAUGAAAUCGAGGGAAGUAUAGGGUGCUCAACACUUCUUGAGGACUUGAACAUGAGUGAAUUACCAGCUCUACAUACUAAAUGUGUUGAAUUACUCGAACUACUGGUUGAGGGAAAUGAAGAACAGUACUGUAAUGUUGUGAAAGCACUGCAAGAUAUAUUUGAAAUUGUUACCAGUGAUCUGAUGCUGAAGGGAUGUAGAACAUUGGAUUCUCUUUAUGCUCAUCGUGAUGGAGAUGAUUCUGAACUUUUCACGCACAUAGAACCACAAUUAUUUGCUUCGGCUCGUUCUAUCCAUUUUCCACUGCCAGAUAGUGGCCUUAUAGUGGACAAGAUCAAGCGUUUUCUUUUGCUGCUUACCACAAGAGAUAAAGCCAUGGACAUACCAUCAAACUUGGAAGCUCAAAGACGGAUUUCAUUUUUUGCAACUUCUUUGUUUAUGGAUAUGCCGAGAGCACCAAAAGUGCGCAACAUGUUAUCUUUCAGUGUUCUGACUCCUCACUACAUGGAGGAUGUGAAAUAUUCAUCAGAAGAGCUUCAUUCUAACAAAGAAGGCGUUUCAAUCCUCUUUUAUAUGCAGAAGAUAUUCCCAGAUGAGUGGGAAAACUUUUUGGAACGUGUUGGAACUGAAAACGUUAAUGCAUCAAAUGAUGAAAUAAAUGAGGAGGAUCUUAGAAAUUGGGCUUCUUUUCGAGGGCAAACUCUAUGCCGAACAGUUCGGGGGAUGAUGUACUAUCAGAAAGCCCUAAAGUUGCAGGCAUUUCUUGACAUGGCUGCAGAUGAUGAUAUUCUUCAAGGUUAUGAUGCCAUAGGGAAGGGGAACGAUACAUUAUCAGCUCAACUUGAUGCACUUGCGGACAUGAAAUUUACGCAUGUUAUUUCUUGUCAAAUGUUUGGUUCACAUAAAUCUUCUGGAAACCCUCAGGCUCAAGACAUACUUGACUUGAUGAUAAGGUAUCCUUCACUCCGUGUUGCUUAUGUUGAAGAGAAAGAGAAGAUUGUAUCAGAGAAAGAGAAGAUUGUAUCAGAUAGGCCUCCUACAGUAUAUUCAUCUGUAUUAGUCAAAGCUGUCAAUGGUUUUGACCAGGAGAUAUAUCGCAUAAAACUCCCAGGUCCACCAAAUAUUGGGGAAGGAAAACCCGAGAAUCAGAACCACUCAAUAAUCUUCACCCGUGGUGAAGCUCUCCAAGCAAUAGAUAUGAACCAAGAUAAUUAUAUGGAAGAAGCUUUCAAGAUGAGAAAUAUCUUACAAGAAUUCCUCCGCGAGCGAGGACCGAGGCCUCCCACAAUUCUUGGGAUGAGAGAACACAUAUUUACAGGAAGUGUAUCUUCUUUAGCAUGGUUCAUGUCAUAUCAAGAGACCAGCUUUGUUACCAUCGGCCAAAGACUUCUAGCUAAUCCACUCAGGGUUAGAUUCCAUUAUGGACAUCCUGAUUUGUUUGAGAGAAUUUUUCACCUAACAAGAGGUGGAGUUAGCAAAGCAUCAAAGACAGUAAACUUGAGCGAGGAUGUGUUUGCAGGUUUUAAUACUACACUGCGACGGGGAAAUAUCACUUAUCACGAGUAUAUGCAAGUUGGCAAAGGGCGUGAUGUUGGUCUCAACCAAAUUUCAAAGUUUGAAGCCAAAGUAGCAAAUGGCAACAGUGAACAAACUCUAAGCCGUGAUAUAUACUGCCUUGGGCGUCGAUUUGACUUCUUCCGAAUGCUCUCUUGUUAUUUCACCACCAUUGGCUUUUACUUUAACAGCCUGAUAUCAGUAAUUGGAAUAUACGUAUUCCUAUAUGGGCAGCUAUACCUGGUCCUUAGUGGUUUACAAAGAGCACUGCUUCUUGAGGCUAGAAUACAAAACAUAAAAUCAUUAGAAACUGCUCUGGCCUCCCAGUCAUUUAUCCAGCUUGGGCUCUUGACAGGCUUACCUAUGGUGAUAGAGAUUGGACUUGAAAGAGGAUUCCUUAAUGCUCUUAAAGAUUUUGUUCUCAUGCAACUGCAGCUAGCAGCCGUUUUCUUUACUUUUUCUUUUGGAACAAAAUCUCACUAUUAUGGUCGAACUAUUCUUCAUGGAGGAGCCAAGUAUAGACCAACUGGCCGUAAGGUGGUGGUUUUCCAUGCCAGCUUCACUGAGAACUAUAGGCUGUACUCUCGCAGCCACUUUGUAAAAGGAUUUGAGUUGCUGCUUCUGUUGAUUGUGUAUGAUUUGUUUAGGCGGUCCUUCCAAAGCAACAUGGCUUAUGUGUUAAUUACGUAUGCAAUAUGGUUCAUGUCAAUGACUUGGUUGUUCGCGCCAUUUCUGUUUAAUCCUUCGGGUUUCAACUGGGGUAAGAUAGUUGAUGACUGGAAGGGUUGGAACAAGUGGAUUGUGCAGCAAGGUGGAAUUGGAAUCCACCAAGACAAGAGUUGGCAGUCCUGGUGGUAUGAUGAGCAAGACCAUCUUCGUCAUUCAGGGCUGGGUUCUCGGUUGAUAGAAAUCCUGCUUUCACUUAGAUUUUUCAUUUAUCAGUAUGGAUUGGUCUAUCACCUUGACAUAUCCAGGCAAAACAAAAAUUUCAUCGUUUAUGUCCUCUCAUGGGUUGUCAUUGUCAUGAUUUUUCUGCUGAUCAAGGUGGUGAACUUGGGGAGGAAAUAUUUCAGUGCGAACUAUCACCUAGUAUUCCGGCUAUUUAAAGCACUAAUUUUCCUUGGAGUUCUGGCUACCAUUAUUACUCUGUCAAUCAUUUGUGAUCUAUCUUUCAAGGAUUUGGUUGUUUGCUGUCUGGCCUUUCUGCCAACUGGUUGGGGGUUGAUAUUGGUUGCACAAGCUGUUAGACCCAAGAUUGAAGGCACUGCAUUGUGGCAUUUCACCAGGGUUUUUGUUCAAGCAUAUGAUUAUGGCAUGGGUAUAGUUCUUUUUGCACCAAUUGCUUGUCUGGCAUGGCUUCCCAUCAUUUCAGCUUUCCAGACUCGUUUCCUUUUCAACGAGGCUUUCAGUAGGAGACUGCACAUUCAACCAAUUCUUGCAGCAAAGAAGAAGAAGCAUAGAUGAUCUUAACUGUAAUCGAGUUUAAUGUACAUAAGAUCUGUACAUGCAGAAGUAAUAGGAAAAUCAUUUUCGUGUAUAGUUAGGACAACCAAUUAUGCUAUGCUAAGCUCAUUAUUUAUUCAGGGAAUAAGGAGACAGGCUUAGAUGUUUAAGCUCCUAUUGGCUUUCAAUUGCAUUCAUCCGCCUAUAACAAUGAAUUGUCCUAGUGACAAUCAUACACCUUUUACAGGCUUAAAGUGGGGACUUAAUUGUCGCAUCAAGUAUUCUUAGAACUUAAAUGAUGAUGUUUUCUUGCUGUGA
Coffea arabica (coffee) is the source of this 6526-nucleotide messenger RNA. The record is from RefSeq and is a predicted model, not a curated record. Lineage: Eukaryota; Viridiplantae; Streptophyta; Magnoliopsida; Gentianales; Rubiaceae.